Molecule: messenger RNA, 5409 nt
Organism: Oncorhynchus masou masou (cherry salmon)
Lineage: Eukaryota; Metazoa; Chordata; Actinopteri; Salmoniformes; Salmonidae
Gene: sik2b
Product: salt-inducible kinase 2b
Exons: 15
Coding region: 307-3042 (911 amino acids)
Biological process (GO): intracellular signal transduction; protein phosphorylation
Cellular component (GO): cytoplasm
Molecular function (GO): ATP binding; protein serine/threonine kinase activity
Source: RefSeq, a predicted model, not a curated record
UACGUCAACGAGAGAAUAUGAUGCCUCCUGCAACUCAACUCAUGUACUUUAGCUAAUAUAGGUAGCUAGCUGAAACAGUAUAGCUCUAUUGUAUUGGAGAACGUGGCGUGACAGCCGUAAAAUGUAUUCUGUCGUCUCGUUGGUCUGAAGGGUCGUUAACGUUCAAACUGGCCGGGCGACCGAGAAAUGGACUUUGUCUAUUUUGAAUAGACAACAUUUUAGCGGGCGGUUUGUUUUCCCUUCAACAUCUGUAGGCUCAAGUCGCGAGUCCCUAGGUCCUCACCCCCAAACCACAUUUAAUAAAGCAUGGUCAUGGCUGACAAUCACCAAAAACCGAUGGUCCGGGGUCCUGUCCGAGUGGGCUUCUACGAUAUCGAACGUACUCUAGGAAAGGGUAAUUUCGCAGUUGUGAAGCUGGCUCGACAUCGCAUUACCAAGACUGAGGUUGCCAUUAAAAUCAUCGACAAGAGCCAACUAGAUGCUGUGAACCUGGAGAAAAUCUACCGGGAGGUACAGAUCAUGAAAAUGUUGGACCACCCGCACAUCAUCAAGUUGUACCAGGUAAUGGAGACCAAGAACAUGCUCUACUUGGUGACAGAGUAUGCCAAAAACGGGGAGAUUUUCGACUACCUGGCCAAACACGGGAGACUGAGCGAGCUGGAAGCGCGGCGCAAGUUCUGGCAGAUCCUGUCAGCGGUGGAGUACUGCCACAACCGCAACAUAGUCCACCGAGACCUGAAGGCUGAGAACCUGCUGCUGGACGGACACAUGAACAUCAAGAUAGCAGAUUUUGGCUUCGGGAACUUCUUCCAGCCCGGAGAGCCCCUGGCCACGUGGUGCGGCAGCCCGCCCUACGCCGCUCCGGAGGUGUUCGAGGGACAACAGUACGAGGGCCCCCAGCUGGACAUCUGGAGUAUGGGGGUGGUGCUGUACGUGCUGGUGUGUGGCGCCCUGCCCUUCGAUGGCCCCACCCUGCCCGUGCUCCGACAGCGCGUCUUGGAGGGUCGCUUCCGCAUCCCCUACUUCAUGACAGAAGACUGCGAGCACCUGAUCCGGAGGAUGCUGGUGCUGGACCCGUCCAAGCGUCUGUCGGUAGCCCAGAUCAAGGAGCACAAGUGGAUGGCACUGGACGUGCCGGUGCAGAGGCCCAUGCUGUACCAGCAGGAGAGCGACCUGUGCGUGGGCGAGUACAGUGAGCAGGUUCUGCGGCUCAUGCACAGCCUGGGCAUCGACCAACACAAGACAAUCGAGUCGCUCCAGAACAAGAGUUACAACCACUUUGCUGCUAUCUACUACCUGCUGGUGGAGCGUCUCAAGUCCCACCGCUGCAGCUUUCCUGUGGAGCAGCGGCUUGACGUACACCAGCGCCGGCCCAGCACCAGCGCCGAGCAGACUGUCGUCAAGCCGAGCGGUGGCUCCCCCCAGGUGGGUCUCUUGCCCCAGGGGGUGCGGGGUCUCCUACGCUCCCCGGCCCUGCCCCAAGCCUCGGCCGAUGCCUUUAACUUCCCGCAGUCGCCUCUUCUGCCUGAGCACAGCUUCAUGGUCGAGGACGUGGCCACUCCUAAAGUGAAUGGCUGCAUGCUGGACCCCCUGCCCCCCACAGUGCUGCGCAAGUCCAGCGCGUCGUCACCCAGUAACAUGAUGGAGACGUCCAUCGACGAGGGCAUAGAGACGGAGGAACCCGACGCCGAGGACGACCCCGCCCACCUCUUCUCCGCCUUCCAGACGGCCCGCUUCGGCCAGCGCCGACACACCCUGUCCGAGGUCACUAACCAGCUGGGCCCCGUCAUCAACCAAGGUAAACUGUUCACCAUGGGCCACAACCCGUCCCUGGGCAGCGUGGACUCUGACAUGGGCUACGACAUGGGCUCCUUGCACAGUGACCUGGGUCUGCUGGAGGACACUCCCUCUCUCAGCGAGGUGGUCCUGGCCAACACCCACAGUUCGGGGCCCCACAUGACCCAGGGCCCCUUCAUGAGCCAGCGGCCCCCCAACCCCACCAUGCAGAGCCUGAGCUCCCAAAGGAGGGAGGCCCACAAUCGCUCGCCCAUCAGCUUCAGGGAGGGCCGCCGCGCUUCCGACACCUCCCUCACACAAGGUCUGGUUGCAUUCCGGCAGCAUCUCCAGAACCUGGCGCGGACCAAAGGCAUCCUAGAGCUGAACAAGCAGAUGUAUGAGCAGAUGGGCUCUGGGGAGGACCCAUCCUCCAUGAGGAUCCUGGGGCCCCAUGCAAACCUGCAGAACCUGCUGGACCCUAAGCUGCAGGGAGAGGCAUCCAAGCCCGAAAAUAACUUGGCUUUAUACCAGGGUGGCGCCCAACCUCUACUGUCCAGAAGACAAAGUCUCGAGACGCAAUAUCUCACGCACAGACUACAGAAAGCUAGUGUCAUGGCUAAUGUGAGUCCUGCUAGCUGCCAGCUCUUCUGUAAGGAGAAUCCUCGGAGUCUAGAGCAACAGCUGCAGGAGCAUAGGUUGCACCAGAAGAGGAUGUACCUCCAGAAGCAGACACACCUCCAAACCUACUUCAACCAGAUGCAGAUAGUAGAGGGUUCCUAUCCAGGGGACCCAGGGGCCCCUCCACAGCAGCAGGGGGCAAUGGCUGGGGCCCACAAGCAGCAGGGCAGCUCCCAGUCCUCCCCUCCCUACACCCAGGCCCUCAGCCCCCUCAUGGAGCCCAGCGACAACCUGGUCUACGACACCUACCUGGCCCACCACUACCCCCACCCUCACUCCCACCUCAGCCCAGUACUCAUGCCCCCCGGCCUGGCCUGCCAGCUGCAGAAUCACCCUCCCGAGGCCCUGGGCUACAGCUACCAGCUGUGUGACCAGCAGGGACAGUUUCACUCCCCUCAAGAGGCACUUUAUCCAGAACAAUACGAGUUCCCCCUGGAGCCCGGGCAGCCACACCCGCCUGGCCCAGGAGAGGCACCUGUGGCCGGGUACGAGGGGCUGGCACUCCCCGCCGAACUCCAGGACUCCUUUCUGGACAGCGAGAUGAUGGAGACUGUAGACUCGCAGCACGGCUUCGUACUGGUGAACUGAAGCCGGUGGAACUGUGGGGAGAAAGCGGUAUUACCGACAGUUGAAAACCUACACAGCAUUAUGUCGUAGAUAUGAUGGAGUGGAGAUGGGGGUCAAGGUACAUGGGAAAGUUUUUUUUUUUUUUUUUUUUUUUGUAUCAAUGAAUACUAUUUUUGUUGUUGUGGUGAACCAACCUCAGAACCUUUCUACCAAAAUCAUCCCCAUCUCCCUUCUUCCCACUCCUCUGUUCCCAUCAGCCCUAUGCUAGGACCCAGGCCUGGUGGCUGCCUGGGCGAUAAGGGCGUGCCAGGGUACGGGUAUAUGGCUGGGUAUAUGUGGAUGGAUGUUGCCAUGAUGGGAGGUGUCACGUGUGAAGUGAUAUCGCUCCACAGGAACACAAAUUGCCUCAAGGCUGACAGCAGCCUCGUCGAGAAGAGCUGGACGGUAAAAAAGACUUAGUGCAGUUUGGUCGUUUGGAAGACAUGCACAACGGAACUUGGCUUACCGAAAGCACAAUCCAAACGACAACCAUGCUAUUUUGUAUUGAAAUAGGACAAGAACUCUAAAACACAUUGCGUGUUUGACAUAGUAAAACAAGAAACGAACAAGAGACAAAAGUAAUGAAUUAAUGCGCGCUUGAUAAGUGCAAUGUUCGUCAAUAUUUUAUCGUGGCAAUAUUGAAGCAAUAUAUCCAUCUGGGACUAGGAAGCCGCACGGGCGACUUCCUCACCAGAAAGUCAUACUUUAUUGUGACGUUUCUCGGGAGAAUUCCAGUAUGAUGACUCACAUCCAACAUAUCCACAGUGACAGCUCAUCACCGCAUAGACAGCGACGACGUAAUCGUGAGAUAAUCCCCCCCACCAAUCCCAUCGAAGCAGAUAAAAGGGAAGGAAAAAAUUCAAAAAUAGUACUCCAAUCUAUAUUUAAUGAAGAGAAACACGAUUUAUGUUCAUGUUCCUUAUAAAUGGGGUAGUUAUUUCCAACGAACCACACAAAUCAGUUUGGGAAGCCCUUCACUAGGCACUAAAAGGAAUAAGUUAAGUCCAAUCAAAUCAGUUUGCUGCACUAGUGUUAGGUGAGGGUUUUAUCUCCAGAUCUUGUCCUUAUACCUUCUGGGAUGUGCAGCUGAUGUGGGCCUAACCGUGUUGAGGUAGAAAACAUCUAAUCAUGAUUCUGUGGUGUAAUAUACCUAAAUACCUACUGGUUUUCUGAAGGAAUGUGUUUCUCUAACCUAAAGGUUGCUGUAGAAAAAUAUGUAUAAUGAGAUGAAGGAAAAGACAAAUGUAAGAACGGAACGUUAGUCACACAACACUGGAUUAAUUGUGUCAAGUUUCACAAUGGCUCUCUCACAGCAAGCUUAGAAUGAAUACUUCACUUUUGAAUCUACUUGAAGCAUACAGAUCUCUGAUGAAGACAUAGAACUCUACUUUUCAUGAAAUAGGAUGAAAAACAGAAGUAGUCGAGGUCCGAGGCAAAGUCUGCUUCUCAAAAUGGCAGCCUAUUCCCUACAUAGUUACACUGCUUUUAUGGGCUCUGGUCAAAGUAGUGCACUAUAUAGGUAUACGGGUGCCAUUUGGGACACUGCCAUAGACUAGACUACAGGAUUGUCUGUGGAUGCUGAAUUACUGGAGCACUUUUACAAGGUAAAAAAAGGAAAUAUAGCGAGAGCGAGGUGGUGGUGGUCGUCAGAAUGGUGCUUAGCCUAGUCUGCUGCUUCCCCGGGAGACUAAAACAAAAGCGAGGGAACCAUUCACUCUCUGUUAUCCCAAUAAAUGGGCACAAAACAUUUGGUUCUAUCAAAGAAAGAGCAGAGAAUAACACUAUUGGUUGUUCAUUGUGCUUUGUAAAAAAAUAAAAUAAAAUUGGGGUUUAGAGACUUGAGUGCUCUCAAGAUGCAACAAAUAUUGUGUUGAGUGUGAAUAGUGUUCAGUGUGCCUUUUUUUACUUGUUUUGUUGAAGAUUAGAGUAUUUUAGCGUUUCAUUUCUAGUUUUAAUUCCCGUUCUGUUUUUAUUUUGGGGUAUCCUUUCCGGAAAUAAGUAGACCCAGGUUUUUACAAAAGGUACGAAACCAAAGUCCCCUCAGACAUUUCCCUGUCCAACCACACCAUGUGGAGUUAGGAGCUUCUUGGUUUUAGCUUCUUGACAGUGCUUUUUUGGUCCAUCAGUAUAUGCCAUUUAAAAAAAGUAUUAUAGCAAUAUUUCUAAGUAAUAGUUGAAGAUGUAAAGAAAAUCAUUAAGAUUAGGAGUGGAUGUGUUUCAGUAUCAUAAUUUCACUUCUUGCUGACAAACGCCUGUCUUUAGAAAAUCCAAUUUUAUAUUUACCUUCAUUGAUGUUGACCACACAUAAGCUAACUUGCUGUUGAGAUUAAAAAAAGGUUUAUCGAACAA